Lepisosteus oculatus (spotted gar) is the source of this 3339-nucleotide messenger RNA. RefSeq names its product poly(A) polymerase alpha (gene papola). NCBI's taxonomy places the organism in Eukaryota, Metazoa, Chordata, Actinopteri, Semionotiformes, Lepisosteidae. The record is from RefSeq and is a predicted model, not a curated record. Gene Ontology annotation, molecular function: poly(A) RNA polymerase activity; RNA binding. Gene Ontology annotation, cellular component: nucleus.
GUGACCCCUGCAAUACGUCAUUCUCGAAGGUUGCUGUGGCAGCAGUGGCGCCAUGUUGAGACGAAUAAGAAGAAACGAUAACAGUGGGGUAAAGCAGACGAUAAAAACCAACGUACUGUAAAGGACUAAUAAAAUAUCAUGCGAAGGGCAUUCUGGAGUGUUUGAGACUACACGUUGGAGUUACGAUGCCUUUUCCUGUCGCCAAUCAGGCUGUGCAAGCAUUGCAGCAGCCCACCAAGCACUAUGGCAUCACUUCUCCGAUCAGCCUUGCCCUCCCAAAGGAGGCCGACCUUGUUCUCACUCAGAAGCUAACCGAGGCUCUUAAGCCCUACGGUGUGUUUGAAGAAGAGCUGGAGCUGCAGCGCAGAAUUUUAGUCUUGGGUAAAUUAAACACCCUGGUUAAAGAAUGGAUCAGAGACAUCAGUGAAACAAAGAAUUUGCCAGCCUCUAUAAUCGACAAUGUUGGAGGAAAAAUUUUCACUUUUGGUUCCUAUAGAUUAGGUGUUCACACAAAAGGUGCUGACAUUGAUGCACUCUGUGUUGCCCCACGACAUGUGGAGAGGUCUGACUUUUUUACUUCGUUUUAUGAAAAGCUUAAAGAACAAGAAGAAGUCAAAGACCUGAGGGCUGUUGAGGAAGCAUUUGUCCCAGUUAUUAAAUUAUCGUUUGAUGGCAUAGAGAUUGACAUUUUAUUUGCUCGAUUAGCAUUGCAAACAAUUCCUGAAGACCUGGAUCUUCGAGAUGAUGGUUUACUCAAGAAUUUAGAUAUUAGGUGCAUACGAAGUCUUAAUGGUUGUAGAGUCACUGAUGAAAUUUUGCAUCUGGUACCAAGCAUUGAGAACUUCAGACUUACCCUUAGGGCGAUCAAGCUGUGGGCCAAACGUCACAACAUCUAUUCUAACAUACUUGGCUUCCUCGGUGGUGUGUCGUGGGCUAUGCUCGUUGCUAGAACAUGCCAGUUAUAUCCAAAUGCUGUAGCAUCUACACUUGUUCACAAGUUCUUCCUGGUGUUCUCAAAGUGGGAAUGGCCAAAUCCAGUCCUUCUGAAACAGCCAGAGGACUGCAAUCUCAACCUUCCAGUUUGGGAUCCCAGGGUGACUCCAAGUGACAGAUACCAUUUGAUGCCCAUUAUUACACCAGCCUAUCCACAACAGAACUCUACCUAUAAUGUGUCAAUAUCAACUCGAGCUGUCAUGAUUGAGGAGUUUAAACAGGGUCUUGCCAUCACAGAUGAAAUUUUGCAGAAUAAAGCAGAGUGGUCCAAACUUUUUGAAGCACCAAACUUCUUUCAGAAAUACAAGCAUUAUAUUGUGUUGCUAGCAAGUGCACCGACAGAAAAACAGCACCUGGAAUGGGUUGGUUUGGUUGAGUCAAAAAUCCGCAUCUUGGUUGGGAAUCUGGAGAAGAACGAAUUCAUCACGCUCGCUCACGUGAAUCCCCAGUCUUUUCCAGGCCCCAAGGAAGGCAGUGAGAAGGAAGAGUUCAGCACAAUGUGGGUCAUAGGGAUUGCGUUCAAGAAAAUGGAAGGUGCUGAAAACCUCAAUGUUGACCUGACAUAUGACAUUCAAUCAUUCACUGACACAGUUUACAGGCAAGCAAUAAGUAGUAAAAUGUUUGAGCCCGAUAUGAAAAUCACAGCAAUGCAUGUAAAGAGGAAACAGCUGCACCAGCUUUUGCCGAACUUAGUAAUACAAAAAAGAAGAAAGCACUCCACUGAGGGUGUAAAGCCAGUGAACGAGAGCAGCCUGGACCUGUCUCUGGACAGCGACAACAGCAUGUCUGUGCCUUCGCCCACCACUGCGGUCAGGGGCUCCCAGCCCCGCUCUGCCAGCCCCCAGGGGCUCAGUCCUGCAGCCCCCGUGGCCAACAGCCAGGCUUCAGAAGGCCCGUGCAGAGGCGAGGGGGCAGGAAGUUCGGUCAGCCCAGGAGUCCCAAGCGACGGCACGCCGCCAAAGCCUGUGGCUGUAGCCCCACCGCCGAAGCCAGCCGCAGCUCGUGGGGUGUCCUCCACGCCCGUGAUCAAGCGCCCCCUUCUGGCUGCAGGCGGCUCUGCAGCGAAGCCUGCCGCUAAGAGGACAGGGUCCCCCAUCCAGGAGGAGACCCCGAAAAAACCAAGAGCAGAGGAGGACCCAUCAGAAAGUCGCGUGUCAGGAGAUAAUACAGCUCAGCCUGAUGUCAAGCCAUCUGUAGAGAUGGAGGUUGGUGAAGAGGUGAGCUCUGUCAACGCAUCUCCAGGAGAAGCCAAGAGCGAGGGAGCCGUGAAGGAGCUGGAUUCAGAACAGAAGUUCACUCCACCUGUUCCUGUCACACAGAGAAUUCCCAGCACAGACCUGUCCGAUGUUCCACUUCUUCCUGCCAAUCCCAUUCCAGUUGUGAAGAACUCAAUAAAACUGAGGCUAAGUAGGUAGGAGAAGCCCAGAAUUCCUGGAGAGCCGUGGAGCUAAGACUCACACAGAAGGACUGAAAGGUUGCAAAACGUAUCAGAGGCCAGAGCAGUAGCUGCACCUGUAAGGGACCCCUGGUGCUGAUUCUGGCCUGUCUCCCUGGGGGAGUUAGCUAUUGUUUUCUGGGAGCACGUCAUGGCAUUAUUCCCCAGAGUAGUAAAUGACAGGAAUUAAUGGUGAGCAAAUGAAAUGUCAUAUCUUCACACUGUUCACGUGACUGCUAAGAUGUAUGUGUGCGUGUGUGCAUUUUUCGUUUUGUUUUCCAUUGUUUAUAUAAAAACAGGAAAAGUCCAUCAGAGGCACAGAGUUAGGUAUUUUUUUAAGUACUGAGCUUUAUUUUAACUAAGAACAAGGCUGGGCCUGUUUUAUGCUGUCAGCAGUCACCACCAGAAUCCAACACUGCCCAGUGACUACACUUAGUAGUAAAGACCACUAAAUAAAAAAAUUAAAUUUACAAGGUACCCUCUUGUCAAUAAUUCUGUGCCUUUGUGUAGAUUUUGGAUGGAUUUGAUAAAAAAUACAAAUAUACCAAGUUACAAUAAUGAAUACAGUCUUCAAAAUUAAGUAUGGCUAAUUGAAGUAGCUCAGGUUGGAGAAAAUAACUACCAAAAACUCAUUCUCAAUGAUAUGUUGCAUUUUAUUAAUAUAUUGUGUUUUCUUAGCUUAAACUAUGCCUUUUUUUUUCCUGAUGGUGGCUAGAGAAGAAUUAUUCAGGCACAUUUCAGUCAUUUUUGAGGAAUUCCCGGCAGUUUUCUUUUUUCGUAUUUGUUCAGUGACUGACAUGAACAAGGAUUUUGAACAAAUAAGUGCAGGUAAUCUGUGCAAGACUGUUCAUUUGCAUUGUACCUCGUGUGUCUGUAUUGUACAAAAAAAUAAAAUUUCUUUUGGAGAGUUA